AAGCACUCCGAACCCAUGGUCUCACUUAGCAGCUCCAGGAUGUUCCAGCUGCUCCAGAGUCACAUCCAGUCAGCUGGACAGCAAAGCCACAAAACUCGCCUAGUCUCCAAAGACGGGCACUGCAACAUUGAGUUCAGCAACAUUGAACACAGUAACCACUGUGCGUAUCUGGUGGACUUCUGGACCACCUUUGUGGAGAUCCGCUGGCGCUUUGUUCUCUUCCUGUUUGUGGCUUCAUUCAUGGGCAGCUGGUUCAUUUUCGGCCUGCUGUGGUACUGGAUCGCAAAAAGCAACGGGGAUCUGACGGGACAGAACCGCACGGCUGGACAUCUCUACUGUGUAGACAAUGUUAACAACCUCACAACUGCGUUCCUCUACUCCUUGGAGACCCAGACCACCAUUGGGUAUGGUGGCAGGUCGCUGACUGGGCACUGUGCUGGCGCUGUGGCUGUGCUUAUCAUCCAGUCACUGAUCGGCAUGUUCAUCAGUUGUUUCAUGUGUGGCGUCAUCAUGGCCAAGAUCUCCUUACCCAAAAAAAGGGCAAAGACGGUCACCUUCAGCGACACAGCUGUCGUCUGCUUGAAGAAAGGAAGUCUGUGUCUCCUGAUCAGAGUGGCAAACCUCCGAAAGACCUUAUUAAUUGGCAGCCAGAUCUACGGUAAGCUACUUAGGACAACAACCACGGCAGACGGAGAGAUCGUCAUUCUGGACCAGGUGGACAUUGACUUUACGGUUGACGCUGGCAAGGAUAACUUAUUUUUUGUUUGCCCUCUGACCCUCUACCACGUGAUUAACAGAUCAAGCCCAUUCUACGAGCUGUCGGCCGACUCUCUCCCCCAGCAGGACUUUGAGUUGGUGGUCUUUUUGGACGGGACUGCCGAGUCCACCAGCUCCUCCUGUCAGGUCCGAACCUCCUACAUCCCACAGGAGAUUCAGUGGGGAUACAGUUUCCUGCCCAUCAUCUCCCGCACCAAGACGGGAAAGUACUCCGUGGAUUUCUCAAACUUUUCCAAAAGCGUCCAGGUCACCACGCCACACUGCGUCCACUGCUUCGAGACAGACGCAGACCACAGAAACCACAACAGCCAAAACCAAGAAAAGCUCAAUAACCAGCAGAAGUUGGGGAUCGACAACCUGGGAUUCCAGGUGAUUGCCAUUCAGGAUGCUUUGGUCACUAAAAUGUGAGCGGCUCGGAGAGAAACAUGCUCUCCCGACUGAAAAUCAAGCACAGCGACUCCGGAUGUGGUGUUUUCCACUCCCUUUUAAGCAAAGUUUUACUGUUAGCCAGACUGAAGAUGGUGUGAAUUUCUUUUUUUUUGUCUUUUUGGGACUUUUUUGACAUUGUCUAGGUAAUGUGUAGAAGAGGGAGAAGGAGGGAUUGAAGUUUUGACGCAUGGAAAAUGAAAGGGGUAAUAUAAUGGAUGGCACAGUGGGUACUUCUUGAGGAGAUUAGGGCCUGAGCCUGUUAUAAUGAAAAAGUACGACAGGCCUCUUGAGUUUUCUCAUUUUUCCUUCUAAACCACACACUGUAUGUUUUUGUCAUGUUGACAGAUCAUGUUUGCCUUGGUAAUUAUUAAACAAUAAGUUAAUAAACUGUGAACAUAGCUUCUAUACGCAAUGAUUUUAAUUGUGACUAGUUUACAGUUUGUAGAUCAUAACUGUGUGACACUGAAACUUGUUCUCAGGGAAAGUAACAUCUUUAGUUGUAAUAAACCUU
This is a messenger RNA of Micropterus salmoides (largemouth bass), 1717 nucleotides long. RefSeq names its product ATP-sensitive inward rectifier potassium channel 1-like. Gene Ontology annotation, cellular component: plasma membrane. Gene Ontology annotation, biological process: regulation of monoatomic ion transmembrane transport; potassium ion import across plasma membrane. Bases 16 to 1185 code for a protein of 389 amino acids. The record is from RefSeq and is a predicted model, not a curated record. Lineage: Eukaryota; Metazoa; Chordata; Actinopteri; Centrarchiformes; Centrarchidae. The transcript has 2 exons. Gene Ontology annotation, molecular function: ATP-activated inward rectifier potassium channel activity.